AUGCUGUUCAGUCUGAAGCCGAGACGAGAUCAGCUGCAGGAGCUGAAUGAACGCCUUGGAGGCAAAUGGACCGUCGAUGACCAUGACAUCGUUGUCGAAUUUUACGUGCGCGACUUGGCGGCCGUGGAAGGUAUCAUCAACGACCCUGACUUUCAGAAAUUGCAGUCAGAAGAAGCUCCAUGGAUCGAUGCGGAACGAGUCCCGAUUGGAGCAAGCUUAGGCUUUGUUGAGGUUUAUGCGGAGCAGGGCAAGGUUGUGAACGUUACGGAGGAUGGGAAGCCAGAUUUCGGAGUUGGCGUCUGA
Molecule: messenger RNA, 303 nt
Organism: Penicillium malachiteum
Lineage: Eukaryota; Fungi; Ascomycota; Eurotiomycetes; Eurotiales; Aspergillaceae
Exons: 2
Coding region: 1-303 (100 amino acids)
Molecular function (GO): oxidoreductase activity
Source: RefSeq, a predicted model, not a curated record